Nerophis lumbriciformis (worm pipefish) is the source of this 1653-nucleotide messenger RNA. The record is from RefSeq and is a predicted model, not a curated record. NCBI's taxonomy places the organism in Eukaryota, Metazoa, Chordata, Actinopteri, Syngnathiformes, Syngnathidae.
AUCACUGCUGGAUCAUCGACUUGUCUGAAAGGUUGCUCUUGCACUGAUGAGACCCUGGGAAGGUCUUUGCUAUGCAUGGAAACCUCCAUGAGACAAAUUCCAGAAAACAUCCCACACAAUUUCACUAAGAUCCGUGUGGAAAACUGCCAUCUGACAGAGUUACCUCAACGAUCCUUCUCCAACGUGGGUGCCUUGCAGUUCUUGUGGCUCAAUUUUAACAAUAUAACACUGAUGAACAUCAAAAGCCUAGAGGGGCUGGCCAAUUUGACGGAGUUGCGGCUACAGGGCAACAAGCUGACUUCAAUUCCGUGGACUGCAUUUCUGGAUACGCCGAAACUCAAAAUUCUAGACCUUAAACACAAUCGCCUAGAUGUCUUGCCGGAACACUCCCUAAGACACUUACCUGAACUGACCUAUUUAGACUUAUCCUUUAACCAGCUGAGUGUUAUAUCAAAAGAUGUCUUCCUGAACUGGCCCGUUUACCAGAAAGAAGAGCGAGUUUGGGCCAAGGAAGGAUCGGUCUCCAAUGUAAUCUUAGCACUACACAACAACCCUUGGCUAUGCGACUGCCGUCUCAAAGGUUUUGUGGAGUUCAUCCGGGCGGUCGGCCCUCCUAUCGUUUUAAUGAACUCGUAUUUGACGUGUUCUGGCCCCACCUCUAAAGUGGACAUGUUUUUCCACAAAAUCCAUUUGAAAACAUGUACGAAACCUGUGGCCUCUACCCCAGAGACUAACAUCAACAUGCCUCUUGGAGAAAAAGCAACACUCUCAUGCUUAGUCAAGGCCAGGCCAGCCCCAACCAUCGAGUGGAUGUACAAUCAGAAGAUUAUAAGAGGAUUUACCGCUACUAUGAGUUCCAUUGAUGAGGAGACAUUCAACUCCACUCUGGUGAUCCCUUCUUUGCACCUCACGGAUGGAGGACUCUACACUUGCCUGGCUAACAACUUCAUCGGCAACUCCACCGUUGGCAUCAUGGUGAACAUCAGCACUUUGAGCUUCUCCGCUCCUCUACUCCCACCUGCACCUAUCCUUUCCCCUGAUGAGAACACCUACAUCGACAUUCGAAUCGCCAAACAGACGGUUUACGGCAUUACACUGGAAUGGCGCGCUGCCACCGACAAUCCGGCAGAAACCUGGUUUACUGUCCACUUCGGCAAGUAUGACUCGCCCAAAAAGGAGACCAUCUAUAUCGGACCGGGCAUUAACAGCUACUCUGUUAGUGAUUUGCUUCCUGUUACCAAAUAUGAGGUAUGUGUGACCUUGAAGAACCACCCACCACGGGAGGGACAGUGCAUUGUCUUCGUGACCGGAAGUGACGUUAGCGAGAUGGAGCAGCGAGAGCGUCUGAUCCACAUUGUCGUCGUCGUGUGCAUCAUGGUGCUAGCCGUGCCGGUCGGUAUGUACGCCUGCACCACAGAAGCCCGCUUCGGCUGUGUGGACCGCUGCAGGGAUCUGUGGAAAAAGCGGCACUGGCGGUCUCACGGCGGGAACCUGCAAGGGGCUCAAAGUCAGGGCACCGAGAGUCAAGGCACUUUCGACAGCCUGCAGGUUGCCAGUGACGAAGUCUUGUGCAGGGACAUGGGGGAAAAAGCCAAAAAGAAGCACAAAUCUGAUGACCGUUGCAAAGGAGGAAGCGUGGCCUAUCUAUACUAA